Molecule: messenger RNA, 1266 nt
Organism: Platichthys flesus (European flounder)
Lineage: Eukaryota; Metazoa; Chordata; Actinopteri; Pleuronectiformes; Pleuronectidae
Gene: vma22
Product: coiled-coil domain containing 115
Exons: 5
Coding region: 104-766 (220 amino acids)
Biological process (GO): vacuolar proton-transporting V-type ATPase complex assembly
Cellular component (GO): extrinsic component of endoplasmic reticulum membrane
Source: RefSeq, a predicted model, not a curated record
AGUAGUAGAGUGAUAGAGGAAGCGUUGAUCGGUGGAUAUUUAGUGACAACGGCAGCGGUAAAGGUUGAUUUAAAAAGGACUCGAUCCUCGACUAAAAGCCGACAUGGGGCUGUCAGAGCUGGAGGAGUGUUCUCUGUCCCUGGACGUGAAGCUGCUCCGCUUCAUGGAGCAGCUGGAGUCACUGGAGGAGAAGCAAGCCGCUCUCAACUCUCUCAUCGAGCAGGGAUGGUUUUCCACAUCCAAGGCACGAUAUUCCAUGGGAAACAAGCAAGUCUCUGCACUUCAGUAUGCGAGUGAAAUCGAGCCACUGGUCUGUGUUCACACGAGAACCCUGGACAAUGGUGAGGUGGAGUUCUGCACAGAAAGAGUUACACAAAGUACAGAGUCUGGAACAAAUGUGAAGUCUAUAGAGGAAAUUGGACCUCAAGAGGAAGGUGUCAGGAGAAGAAACAAACCGAAAAACGUUGUCGCUGAAAAAAAGGGAAAUGAUGAAGCAAGUAGCCAGACAGCUCCUGAAGUAACUCCAGUAAAGAGAAGUGAACCGAAUCCUCAGCAAGACCCACUGAGAUGGUUCGGUAUCCUGGUGCCACAAUCUCUUAAACAAGCACAGUCAUCAUUCAAGCAAGUUAUCGAGCUCUCCGCUGAGAUUGCAACCCUGCAGACUGCAGUUUUAAACAGCAGAGAGGAACUGAAGAGCUGCAUGAGAGACAAACACAUUCUGCAGAAGAAGACCUCAGCCGCUCAGGUUGAACAGACGGUGAAGUAACACUGUCGAGGAAGAGCAGGCGAUGGUCUGACAGGAGCCUGUGGCCACGGAGACAGAGUGACUGGAGUCAGUAGGUGGACCUUUAAGGCCCAGUGGACCUUAACUGGCAUAUUUCUAAGUGAAGAUCACAAAUGUAGCUGCUCCCUCUAGAUGAUUGAGGAUAAUGUUUUGUGCUGUUAGAAUUCAUUAAUGUGUAACUUGUAUUGAAUGGAUGUUAUUUCUCAGGAUCAAUUAAAUCUGUGUUGUUGACGAAUAAAUUACUAUGAUAUAAUAUAUAAUAUAAACAGAACCUGCUUGAACCUUUUUAAUAAAUGAUCAGUAUUACUUUCUGAUAAGGAGGCAAAGGUGUUAUGAUCAUUUAUUUACUGAUGAAGAUCAGUCUAACUAAGUUUUGUAAUUCUCUGGAUUUACUUUUGUUUAAUAUAAAGUUGGGAAGCUAAAUAAAAAGACUUUGGACCAGAUUCUCUCCAGGCCUUAAUAAAUUAAAUGGGGCAUAGAUA